Molecule: messenger RNA, 1234 nt
Organism: Dothidotthia symphoricarpi CBS 119687
Lineage: Eukaryota; Fungi; Ascomycota; Dothideomycetes; Pleosporales; Dothidotthiaceae
Product: Bet v1-like protein
Exons: 3
Coding region: 349-807 (152 amino acids)
Source: RefSeq, a predicted model, not a curated record
GAGUCUCUUGACUGGGGACAAAAGAUGAUGAUGGAACAAACAGGAAAAGACACUAACUCCCAAGAAUGCUGCUUGAACCGUUCCUCAAAGAUUUGACUUUGUAGUUCGUAGUAGCCGAGCCGAGACAGAAGGAUCAAGCUAGUCUCCCGAGCGUGGGAUUGAAGGUUCGUGACGAGGCGGUCGCUCAGAGGCAGGUGCAAUGCGGGGGAGGGGCAGCUGUCAAUGACGCAACACCCAAAUAAUUUGCUCCCCCUACCACGACGUGUGACAUUUCGACCCAUCCAAUCUCGCAACCCCAUCCAUAACCAACCAAAUUUACACAUUCACCACAGACCCAAUUGAACCAUCAUGUCUGGCAGCAUCCCCACCUCAACCUCCGUCAGCGAGUCAGCCGUCAUCGAGGCCUCGUUCAGCGACGUCUGGCACCUGAUCAAGCUCCAGGACUUCAGCAAGUUCUGGUCCAAGCUCGAGAAGAGCGAGUGGGUCAAGGGUGCGUCCGAGGAGACAGACAUUGUCAAGUGGACAUUCAAGGAUGGCGCCGUCCUUGAGGUGAAGCAGGAGGAGCACUCGAGCAUCGACUACUAUAUCACCUACAGCGUCAUCUCGUCGAAGCCUGAAUUGAGCUAUUCCUCAGUCGUCUCCACGAUCCGCGUAUACCCUAUCACGUCGGGCAAGCACGAGGGACAGACCUACAUCACCUGGUCCGGCAACUUCUCGAGCGAUGCCGAUGCGAGCGUUAUUCAAGACGCCAAGUUCAAGCGCCGUGAGGCUCUUGCCGACUUGGCACAGGCCGCCUCCAAGAAAUAGGCUUCAAAAGGCAUACAUAUGGAUACUGUGACGGCCAUGGACUUCACGUCUUAGGGUGACUACCUCCCCAUGCCUCUUGGCUUCUGGGUGUCCAAAUGAAGCUGCACGUCCAUGUGGGAAGGCAUGGAAUGGAAUGUAACUAUACAACCACGACUGUAUUAUAUCACGGCCAAUCUGCUUGAAAAUGACUUGGGAUGAUUUCCUGUAUGACCGCUAUAUGUUCUUAUUGUGACGUUGUCGUGGUUGGUCUAUUUCUUGACACACUCAGCAGAGUACUGUGUAAGUAUUGAACAUGUGUGAGGAUCCAUACCUUCCUAUGUAUAAGAAAAGUACAGAAGAGGGUAUUGAAAUAUCUAACCCUCACGACAAGAUAAGGCUGCCCGUAUUACUCACUCACUUAUUUCUCAUGUUCGGAUUCGCAAAGCAC